UUUUUGGAGAAAAAUCCCAAUAGGCCUUACAUAACCUCAAUUUGAAUUGCACAAAAAACUGCAAGAAUUUUUAGGAGGGAAAAAGAUGUGUUGACAAGUUGUGAAAUUUUUGGUUUUUCUCGAGUUUUUCUACAAAAAUGACCAAUUCCGAGUUGAAUUUUAGCAAUACUUAUGAGAGAAUAGUAGUUCUUGUGGAUAUGGAUUGUUUCUAUUGUCAGGUGGAGGAGAAACUCAAUCCAGAGCUCAAGGGAAAGCCCAUGGCGGUUGUUCAGUACAAUUCCUGGAUGGGAGGCGGGAUCAUUGCGGUUAAUUAUCCAGCACGAGCGAGAGGUGUCACUCGCCACAUGCGUGGAGAUGAAGCCAGGAAACACUGUCCGGAAAUAGAAUUAGUGAGGGUGCCUUCGGUGAGGGAAAAAGCUGAUUUGACAAAGUACAGAGAUGCUGGGAAGGACGUAGCCAGGGUUCUUCAGUCCUUCACACCCAAUCUCGAGAGGGCAAGCGUAGACGAGGCCUAUCUGGACAUCACUAGCAAUGUCCUCGAAAGAAUGAAGGAAAUGGACCGAGGAGAGUAUUUUAUUAAACCAGAAAAUGUCACCAAUACCUACGCAGUUGGGCACAAGACAUUCGGAGACUUCGUGAGGAGUCUCUCAGCUAGAAUGUCCUCCACGCAGGGCACUCCAGAAGCUGAGGAACUUGAGGAUUUCCGUGCUGUCAAUGCAUCGUGCACUUCGGAAGAGAAAGACGUCAAAAAGAGGAAUGAAGUGAAACUCCUCGUGGCAGCCACAAUUGUCAACGAUAUCCGUCGGGCUGUUAAGGAUGAAACAGGCUACGAGUGCUCAGCUGGAGUUGCGCACAAUAAAAUCCUGGCCAAGCUCGUGGCGGGACUCAAUAAGCCGAAUAAGCAGACAGUCAUCAGCAUUGAUUGCGUCCAGACGCUCUUCGAGGAGAUGCCCAUUCUCAAAGUUAGAGGCCUUGGAGGGAAGUUUGGGGAGAUUGUGUGCCAGAAACUCAACGUGAAAUUCAUGGGGGACCUCUUGGAGUAUUCAGAAGCUGAGCUCCGGAAAGCUUUCAACGAUAAAGAUGGUACCUGGCUGUACUAUUUGGCUCGGGGAAUUGACCUGGAGCCGGUCGUAACCCGGUUAAUCUCCAAAAGUAUCGGUUGCUGCAAGAAAUUUCCAGGGAAAGGAGCAAUAAUUGGAGUGAAUACCCUGAUUCAUUGGCUCAAGGAAUUGGCUUCUGAAGUUGUUGAUCGACUAGAGAAGGAUCAGGAGGAGAACAAUCGUCGCGGGAAACUGCUCACAGUGAGCUUUACGCAAACAAUAGACAAGGAAGAUAUUGCCAGCUCAAGGAGCGUUCACCUGGAAGUCUACGAUGCCCAGAAGAUGGCUGAUGAUGCCUUUGAAGUGAUCAAGAAGAACACAGAUGUCUUCUACGUUGUUGAAAAUCCCUCAAUGCUGAACAAUCCGAUCAAAUUGCUUGGGCUCAGUGUUAGUAAAUUCGAGAAGAAUCAGCUUCCUAAGAAAAAUCCCAUCCAGGAGAUGUUCAAGAAGCAGGAGAGCAAGAAAAAGGAGGAGAAGCCUCAGGAAACGGAAGAGGAACAGGGAUUUUUUCAGAAGUAUCUGGAGAAUGAUGCAGCUGAGGAGAGAUCAGAGACUCCAGAUCCUACAACCGCAAUUGUCCUUGAGGAAACUCCAGAGAAAUCCCAAGAUAGAAGCGAUGGUUUCUUCCAGGAAUUUCUCGAGAAGGAAACCGAGGAACUCCUGAAGGAUUCUCCUCAACCAUCGACUUCCAAAUCGCUCCCGGUAACUCCCAAAAAAUCUCCAUCUGCCCUUCCGGAAAGCAAUUCAGUCUACGAAGCCUCCACUCCGGAAUACAAGAAAACCUACGCAGAAUUCUCUCGUCCUGUCCUCCCGGAAGAGUUCAUGACGGUCUGCGAGAAGUGCAACAAGAGGAUAUCCCAAUUCGAGGCAGCAUCACAUGCAGAUUACCAUUUCGCGCUGCAACUGAGUCAGGAACAGCGAAGUGAAUUUCGAAAGGGAGUCAAGGAGAAAGUAUCAGCCCCGCCAGCGGCUAAGAAGAUGAAGAUGUCCAAGGCAUCCCCAUUGCCGACGAUCAAGAAGUUCCUGAGCAAAGGGGAGGAGCGGAAACCGAGGGAACCAACUGAGGAGUGUCCAGAGUGCAGGAAACAAAUCCCCAUUGGGGAGUUUGUCCAGCAUGCGGACUACCAUGUGGCCAGGAAGUUGCACAUGGAGAUGAAUCGCCAAGAAGUGAGCUCCCAGAAGACUUCAGCUUCCGGAAAGAGCCCCAAAAUGCAAAACAUAGCCAGCUAUUUUACCCAAAAUUUGUGAUGAAAAUUUCAUUAAACCUUUUUUAGUAAA
Messenger RNA from Phlebotomus papatasi, 2378 nucleotides. RefSeq names its product DNA polymerase eta (gene DNApol-eta). Gene Ontology annotation, molecular function: DNA-directed DNA polymerase activity; damaged DNA binding. The transcript has 3 exons. NCBI's taxonomy places the organism in Eukaryota, Metazoa, Arthropoda, Insecta, Diptera, Psychodidae. The coding region runs from base 138 to 2348 and encodes 736 amino acids. The record is from RefSeq and is a predicted model, not a curated record. Gene Ontology annotation, cellular component: site of double-strand break; nucleus; replication fork. Gene Ontology annotation, biological process: response to radiation; error-prone translesion synthesis.